AUGAGCCCCGCCAUCGACAUACCCGAACGACCAGGCGCGCCCGAUCGCGCCGUGACCAAUUCCUUUGGCACCUCCCUCUCCACCAGUCCCACCCUAAACUUCAACAGCCCGCCCGCAAGCUUCACCGGCGCCCCCAAGACGUCGUACAAACAGCUCAAGCCCUUCCACACCCAGGACGUCAAGGUCCUCUUGCUCGAAAAUGUCAACCUCACCGGUCAGGACAUUCUCAAGAAACAGGGCUACCAAGUCGAGGCGCUGAAGAGCUCCCUCCCCGAAGACCAGCUGAUUGAAAAGAUCAAGGAUGUCCACGUCAUCGGCAUCCGCUCCAAGACGCAGCUCUCCGCCAACGUCCUCAAGCAUGCCAAAAACCUCAUCGUCGUUGGUUGCUUCUGCAUUGGCACCAACCAGGUCGAUCUCAAAUUCGCCGCCGAGCAGGGAAUCGCCGUCUUCAACUCGCCGUUCAGCAACUCCCGUUCCGUGGCAGAGCUCAUGAUUGGCGAGAUCAUCGCCCUGGCAAGACAGAUUGGCGACCGCAGCAACGAGAUGCACAAUGGUGUGUGGAACAAGGUCUCCAAUGGCUGCUGGGAGGCACGAGGAAAAACGCUGGGAAUUAUCGGAUAUGGACACGUUGGAGCCCAGUUGUCGGUGCUGGCAGAAGCCAUGGGCAUGAAGGUCAUCUACUACGACGUGGUCAACAUCAUGGGUCUGGGAACCGCUCAACAGAUGCCCACCCUCGAUGCUCUGCUGGAAACCGCAGACUUUGUCACUCUACACGUGCCAGAGAUCCCCGAGACGAAGAACAUGCUGGGCGAGAAGGAGAUGGAGAAGAUGAAGAAGGGCUCAUAUCUCAUCAACGCCUCUCGUGGCUCGGUCAUUGACAUUCCCUCAUUGAUCAAAUAUAUGCAGAACGGCAAACUCGCCGGCGCAGCACUGGACGUCUACCCCAACGAACCCGGCGGCAACGGACCUCACUUCAACGACACACUCAACAGCUGGGGUAAAGAGCUCUGCGCGUUGAAGAACCUGAUCCUAACCCCUCACAUCGGCGGCUCCACCGAAGAGGCUCAAAGCGCCAUCGGAUCAGAAGUCGCCGCCGCUCUCGUCAACUACGUCAACUUCGGAACCACCCACGGCGCCGUCAACAUGCCCGAAGUUGCUCUCCGCUCCCUCACCACCGACGAACCAAACCACGUCCGUGUCAUUUACAUCCACAAAAACGUCCCCGGUGUGCUGCGAAAAGUCAACGAAAUCAUCGCGGACCACAAUGUGGACAAGCAAAUGACGGACUCGAGAGGCGAUGUGGCGUACCUGAUGGCGGAUAUCUCCAAUGUUAAUGUCAGCGAGAUUAAGAAUCUGUAUCAGAACUUGGAGGAUCUCGGCAGCAGGAUCCGGACCCGUGUGCUUUAUUGA
Molecule: messenger RNA, 1410 nt
Organism: Ramularia collo-cygni
Lineage: Eukaryota; Fungi; Ascomycota; Dothideomycetes; Mycosphaerellales; Mycosphaerellaceae
Product: probable D-3-phosphoglycerate dehydrogenase 2
Exons: 1
Coding region: 1-1410 (469 amino acids)
Molecular function (GO): oxidoreductase activity, acting on the CH-OH group of donors, NAD or NADP as acceptor; NAD binding
Source: RefSeq, a predicted model, not a curated record